CAAUGCACCUCUUGCUUUUUCCUCCAAAGUAUGUUAUAUUAAGUUUCGUGAAGCAUCGAGUGUUGGUGUGGCCCAGCAUCUCACUAACACGGUUUUUAUUGACAGAGCUUUGAUAGUUGUGCCCUGCGCAGAAGGUAAAAUACCAGAUGAAGCCAAAGCCCUCUCUCUGUUGGCGCCUGCUCCUACUAUGACAAGCCUGAUGCCUGGUGCAGGGUUGCUUCCUAUACCUACACCAACACCUUUGACUACACUUGGUGUUUCACUUGGCACUUUGGGGGCUAUACCAGCAGCAGCAUUGGACCCCAACAUUACAGCACUGGGAGAAAUACCACAACCACCAAUUAUGGGGAAUGUCGAUCCAUCCAAAAUUGAUGAAAUCAGGAGAACAGUCUAUGUUGGAAACUUGAAUUCCCAGGUAGCCUUUUUGUGUGUAAUAGAAGUACCAAUGGAAGGUGAAGAAUUUGUGAA
Molecule: messenger RNA, 468 nt
Organism: Eurypyga helias (sunbittern)
Lineage: Eukaryota; Metazoa; Chordata; Aves; Eurypygiformes; Eurypygidae
Product: serine/arginine-rich splicing factor 11-like
Exons: 3
Source: RefSeq, a predicted model, not a curated record